GGGCGGGCGGGGCGCUGCCCCCCUGCCCCGGAAGUGCUCGUCCUGCCGGAAGUCGCGUCUUCAGCCGCUCGGUCUCUUUCCGCCGCCAUCUUGGGCCCUGCUCCCCGCACAAAAUGCCCGGCGAAGCUACAGAAACCGUCCCAGCCACCGAGCAGGAGCUGCCGCAGCCGCAGGCUGAGACAGCUCCAGCUGCCCUUCCUCCGGCAGCCCCCGUCACUGCUCCUGCGGCGCCUCCAGCUGUUCUUCAUGCUGCUCACUCCCCACCUCUGACUCCGUCUCCGGUCCCCGCGGGCCAGGCUCUCCCAGUGGAGCCGCCCAGCCCUGCCGGCCCCCCAGCCCCCGUUUCCCCCCCUGUAGUCCCAGCUGCGGCGAUCCCAGUGUUCUCAGUUCCCCCCCAGCUCCCUGCCCCAGCUCUGCAGGUCCCGGUUACCACUGGGAACCACCCAGUUCCGCAGUCCCCGAUGGGUUUUGCAACCCCAGGAUCUCCAGGGCCCGCCCCAGUUAGCCCAGUGUCGCCGGGACUCCCGGCCCCAGUGUCUCCUGUUGCGGCCGCUGCUCCUGCCGCAGUGACGGUGGCCCCCAUUGCCUCCCCUGUCAGCCCUGGUUCUCCCCCAGCGACUCUCACCUCUCCAGUGAAAGCUGCCCCCUCUGCCACCCCUCAGAGCCCCGCGGGGCUGCCCCAGGCCCCUCUCCCUGCCCCUGGGGCAGCUUUGGCCCCCCCUGCUCCAUCCCAGGGCCCUGGGGCAGCCCCGGCCACUCUCCCACCGCCCCCUUCCCUUCCCCUUGGGGCAUCUCCCCUGCCGGCAGCUCUCCUGCCUACUCCCACCGCACCUCCCGAGGCCACAGCUUGUCCCCAGAGCCCAGGCUCUCCCCCUCUUCCCGCAGCAGCCCCUCUCUGUCCUGCCACGGCACCAUCGGCGCCUGCCCCGGCGGUACCAGUGUCACCUGGCAGCCCGGCCUCUGCCCCGCUGGCUUCUCCUUUGGCCUCUCCCGUGUCCCCUCUUCCUCCGGCCCCGGGCAGUGCCAUCUCUCCACCUGUCUUCUUGGCUGCCCCCAUGGCCCUGGCCCCCUUGUCACCCCCUGCCCCCCUGGUGCCAGCUGGGAUGUCUCCUGGGAGUCCUGCUGCUGCCCCACAGGGCCCAGCCCCUGGCGCUCCAGCCUCUCCGCCGGUUCCAGUUGCUCCUUCUGUUGCUAAGACCUGUCCCGUGGGCCCUGCCCCGGCAGCCCCAGCUGCUGCCGCUGCGGCUCCAGCUGGGGGAGACCCCAUCCCUCCCUCUGUGGCCAGGACCCCUCCUGGAAGCCCCGACCCUCGGGCAGUGCCUGCCGCUGCGGCAGCUCCCAUUGCUCCCGCCCUGUCCAAACCCUCUCCAGGAGCUGCCACAUCUCUCCCAGGGCCACUGACAGCGGCAGCUCCCAGCGCCGCGCCAGCAGCGGCCACGGCUGCUUUGGCCAAAGCAGCUCCAGCGAGCCCAGUCUCCCUGCCGGCAGCUCCUGUGCCUGCUGCCCCCUCGGCCCCUGCCACCUCCCUGCCUGUCAAACCAGCGGCGGCAGCUCCAGCUGCCCCUCCUGCAGGCAAAGCGGUUCCCGUGAGCCCGGUCGCUGCCCCCUCUGCUCCUGCUGCACCGGCUCCUGCAGCUCCACCGGCUCCGGCAGCCCCUUCCGCAGCCAAAGUGGCUCCCAAGAGCCCUGUUGCUGCUCCCUCGGCCUCAGCCACACCAGCUGCUGCGGCCAAAAAGCCUCCGAAGAGCAGCCCCGUCGCUGCCCCCCCUGCUCCCUCUGCCGCUCCGGUGCCAGCAGCUCCUGCAGCUCCAGCCGCCUCCCCUGGGGCCAAAAAGCCUCCGAAGAGCAGCCCCGUCGCUGCCCCCCCUGCUCCCUCUGCUGCUCCAGUGCCAGCAGCUCCGCCAGCUCCAGCUGCCCCCGCUGCAGCCAAAAAGCCUCCGAAGAGCAGCCCCGUCGCUGCCCCCCCUGCUCCCUCUGCCCCUGCUGCUCCGGUGCCAGUAGCUCCACCAGCUCCAGCCGCCCCCCCUGCAGCCAAAAAGCCUCCGAAGAGCAGCCCUGCGACCGCUCCCUCUGCCCCAGCGCCGCCAGCUCCAUCCACCCCUGCUGUGGCCAAAGCACCUCCCAAGAGCCCUGGUGCAGCCACACCAGCUCCUGCAGCUCCAGCCGCCCCCCCGGCAGCCCCUGCACCGGCACCCGGCAAGCCGGCUCCUGCUCCAGGCACGGCUGCCCCAGCCCCAGGGGUUCCUGGUGCCCCCCCGAAGCCAUCGGCCGAUCGUGCCGCCCCUGCUCCCCAGAAACCAGAAGCUGGCCUUCCUGGCUCUGCCCCGGCGGGUAACCCCCCGCCUGCCUCUUCUGCGCCGAGCGCUCCCCCCGCGAAGAAGCAGACCCCUCCCGGUAAGGUCACCAAGCCGGCCCCCCGCCCGCCCCCAUCCAAACCCCCCUCGAAGGCCCCGGCCCCCGUCAGCGCUGCCGUGGACGAUGACGACCUGCCGCCUCUGAUCCCCCCAGAGCUGCCCGCUGCCGAGCCGCCGGUGCAGCCCAUCCUGGUGGACCUCUCUCCCCGAGCAGCCGUGGCCCCCGCUGGGGCCCCUGCUCCUCCGGCUAAGCCGCCUGUCCUGAAGAACGACAAGGGGUCCGGAACAGAGUCUGACAGCGAUGAAUCCGUACCAGAGCUCGAAGAGCAAGACUCCACACAGGCCACGACGCAGCAGGCACAGCUUGCAGCAGCAGCUGAAAUAGAUGAAGAACCCGUUAGCAAAGCAAAACAGAGCCGGAGCGAAAAGAAAGCGCGGAAGGCAAUGUCUAAACUGGGCCUUCGCCAGGUGACGGGAGUAACCAGAGUCACCAUCCGGAAAUCUAAGAACAUCCUCUUUGUCAUCACAAAGCCAGACGUGUACAAGAGCCCGGCGUCAGACACCUACAUAGUCUUUGGGGAAGCCAAGAUCGAAGACCUGUCCCAGCAGGCCCAGCUGGCAGCUGCCGAAAAGUUCAAAGUGCAAGGAGAAGCCGUUUCAAACAUCCAAGAAAACACACAGACCCCCACCGUGCAGGAGGAGAGCGAGGAAGAAGAGGUUGACGAAACCGGUGUCGAGGUGAAAGACAUCGAGCUGGUGAUGUCGCAGGCGAACGUGUCCCGAGCGAAGGCGGUCCGUGCCCUGAAGAACAACAGUAACGAUAUUGUAAAUGCGAUAAUGGAGUUGACGAUGUAGCUGCCAGAGAGAGGAGCCUUUUUUGGUGUUUCAGAGAAGAGUAAAAUACGACUAAAUUUAAAAUUUGUACUAUUUCUAUCAAUUAAUAAAAGUUGUGGCUUAUUGUUGGUGAAACA
Chroicocephalus ridibundus (black-headed gull) is the source of this 3325-nucleotide messenger RNA. RefSeq names its product nascent polypeptide associated complex subunit alpha (gene NACA). The record is from RefSeq and is a predicted model, not a curated record. The transcript is spliced from 10 exons. The coding region runs from base 114 to 3209 and encodes 1031 amino acids. Gene Ontology annotation, cellular component: nascent polypeptide-associated complex; cytoplasm. Gene Ontology annotation, biological process: protein targeting to membrane. NCBI's taxonomy places the organism in Eukaryota, Metazoa, Chordata, Aves, Charadriiformes, Laridae.